Ectocarpus sp. CCAP 1310/34 is the source of this 1086-nucleotide messenger RNA. The record is from the annotation of a GenBank genome assembly. Lineage: Eukaryota; Phaeophyceae; Ectocarpales; Ectocarpaceae.
AUGGCGGCCGAGGAGCUGGUUCAGGGGGAAGACCUCAGGGCCGAACUGGCAGAACUGCAGGCCUACCUCGCUUCGUUAUGUCCCGCGGUCUUAGGACUGGAGGGGGAGGGGGACCUUAGCGCGCAGGCUUUCGGCAAGGCCUUGGAAGCACCAGAUGCGUGCGCGCUGCUCAGCACGGAUAAGGCUGAAGGUCAAGUUUUGGACUGGCCGUCGGCGCUGUUCGUCGAGGUGGAGGAUGCCGCGGCCUCUGCCGCAGCCGUCGCAGCCGCCGGCGGCGUAAGCGGGGCCGAGGGCGGGGGCUCCCGUGGGACAGUCGGAGGGGGGGGCGACGAGCGCACGCGCAGCGCCGCUGUGGGCGGGUUCUGGUUCGGGCUGGACACGCGACAUGUGGAGGAUGCGCCUGGGUUGGCGGUUAUCAAGAGGCAUCCCGGAGGGCUGGAGCCGACGACGAGGCGCCCUCUCCAGGCACAGCUUCAGUUGAUGUCCUUCCCGGGCAGCGACGCCCAGGCGGAAGUCUCAGGGCCGAAGGGCGGCGGCGGCGGUGGUGGCAAAGCAGAGGAAGGGAUGCCGCCGAGUGGGUCGGUGUUCUCGGUGCUUCAGGCCUACGCCACUCAUGUCUUCGCGCCCACCGUCCGGGCGUACGCGGCUGCUAGGGGUGGGGAUGACAAACUGGACUCCGGGGUAUCGGUCCUUCAGCGACGAAUCACGGAACUCGAGCAAGCGCUAGACCGCUGCCAGAAGCGGUUGGAGAUUCCCACAGUGGCCCUCACGGCACACCCGGAGGUAGAAGCAGCUAGCAGCAAGGUCGGCAAGGGGGGACAGGUGGACCUGGACGCUGUGGGCCUGGGGAAGCGUGUUCAGGAAGACGCCUUCUUGAACCAAGUCCAGGGAUGUACGUGUUUUACCGCGUGUAUGGUGGCUGGCGUGGCGGCCGCAGCAGUGGCGGGAGUGCACGUGUGGGUCAAGGACAUCCAGAAGCUGACGAACCUCACAAAUCGCUCCUUCCCCGAGAGCGCUGCGGAGGAGAUUCACUUCUGGAGUUCCAUCGGAGAGGCCCUCGAGAUGACCAACACGGAGCUCAGGUAG